UGCCAACCGAAAAGACGAAGCCGACCUCUCUCCCUCUGCAAAUCACAACGGUUGUCCAUCCACGCCUCCUUCAAAACCCUAGAUUUCUUGGGUUUCAAUCUUGCUUUUCAAAUGGCGAACAAAAGCAUCAACAACAAAGACGAACCCAGCACUGCUCCUGAGUCCGAUCGCUGGUAUGAUCUAACCCUAGGUUCCUCCUUUAAGGACCCCCAUUCCUCUACCAAGUUCUGCACUUUGCGAUAUGAAUUCAAACCAGCUUCAAUUGAUAAGAACCAACCGGGAUCACUACACAAGAACAAAGAAAAUAGGGUUACGGUAGAAUUUCAUAACAACCAACCGGGGAAACCCAAAGUGACAUUCGAGGGCAGUAGUGAGGAUUAUAAGGAAAAUGAUGCAGUUUUGUUCUUUGAUGGUGAGACUUUUCGGUUGGAGCGAUUGCACCGAGCAGUUAAGCGGUUAAGGCAUGUACGGCUACCUGGUGAAUCUGCAGCUGCAGCUGCCACUACUGCUGCUACUACUUCAGUUGUCCCCCCGGUUGAGUCUUAUUCACCACCAAUUGGGAAAGGAGCAAAACUUCAGUCAUUUAAUAAAAGCAUUGCUCAUCCAGUCCCAGUUGAGGUCGAACGUAUUGAUAUUGGCAACUCAGAGAGCUUAGGCACAAAAGCUAAAAAUGGGAAGGUUGUCGAUUACCCACCUUCCCGUCCAAAUCCAUCAGUGACAUCACCAAACCCUAAGAAUUAUGAACUGGAGGAGCACUUGGAUAUAAUUAAUGAUGACAAUGAUAAUUUUCAAAUAGCUAAAAAAGAAAAUGUCGCCGAAAGGGAAUUCCACACCGGCAUUGAUAUCAACCUGCCACAGCAAAAUGACAUAGAUGAUGAGAUUGCUGAUGUUGAUGUCAGUGAUGAUGAAGCAGAUAAGGGUCCUAAUGCUGCAGAAGCCCUUAGAGCCCAGGUGGAUGCAGAGGGCAGGGAGGAGAAGACUUCUAGCUCAAGCGGUAGCAGUGGGAGUGAAAGUAGUGGGAGUGGGAGUGGAAGUGGAAGUGGGAGUGGCAGUGGCAGUGGAAGUGGGAGUGGCAGUGGCAGCGGGAGUGGGAGGAGGAGCAGCAGCAGUGACAGUGAAACCAGCGAUGCUGACUCUGUCAAUUCCAUCUGAAGGAUUGAAACUUAGCCAUGCUGCUUAAGUUUGAACAGUGCAAAAAUGGACAAACAACUUUGGGUUUUUACAUAUUAUGGUUGCCCAUCAUCACCUGCUGCAUCAGGUGAGCAUAUGCUAUUGCAGGAAAAAGGAGAAGCUUGAGAGAUUCCAUCGCAUGGGGUUGAUUUUUAAGUGAUAUUCUGGUGUUGCUUUGCUGAAGCUAAUGCAUCAACAUCAAGCAACUUUAUGGGUUUGCUUAUAUUUGAUUUGAAGAGCUGCAUUUCUUAACACCCUUUUGUUUCUUUUCAUGUAACAUCUAAUUGUUUGUAAAAUUAUUAAUCAGAAGGGAACCCAAAUUUCCAUGUGAGUUAGUUGGCUCCCUCUGGAAUUCAUGUCAUGGUCACCACGUCUUUCUCAGGUGACCUUAAGGACCAUAUUCUGGGUAUUCUGCAUUCUCAAUAAUAAAAGUAGAACAAAUUUUUCAGAGCA
Molecule: messenger RNA, 1623 nt
Organism: Vitis riparia (riverbank grape)
Lineage: Eukaryota; Viridiplantae; Streptophyta; Magnoliopsida; Vitales; Vitaceae
Product: ell-associated factor Eaf-like
Exons: 4
Coding region: 112-1152 (346 amino acids)
Biological process (GO): positive regulation of DNA-templated transcription; regulation of transcription elongation by RNA polymerase II
Cellular component (GO): super elongation complex
Molecular function (GO): transcription elongation factor activity
Source: RefSeq, a predicted model, not a curated record